UGAUCCCUUACCCGCGCCGGGGUGAGCUGAGAGUCAGUGUAAGGAAUAUACAUAAUAACGCUUAUGUCAUGCUCAGCGACCUGAUGCUGUGAUUGUGGCCGUGGCAGUGCGCGUGCACCGGGAAGAUGUCGGUUUGCAGAGCUGAAGCUAUUACGCGUCAUUGAUGCAACUGUGACUGAGAAAACAGGAGAUGGAGACACAUCAAAAGACAAGACUACAGCGGUUUCUGUCAGACCUGGCAAUGUUAGGAUCCUUACAGGGUUUCUAUUAUUUUCAGCCCUGGAUGAGGGGAAAAGAGGAACUGCUGCUAAAUGUUGUCAAUGAAGAUCUUAGAUGGCCUUCUCCUGGGUUUCCUGCCUCACUUGUGUCAUCCUGCACCAGUCCUACUUGCAGUAGCAGUUACAGUUUGGACAGUUACUAUGAAAGCUCCCCAUUACCUGGUGAAGGUCCUCAACCACAACCUAGACCUCAGUCUCCACAGGUCUCUCAACAGCAGCCUAGCAGGAGUAAUGAUUUGCAUCUUCUCCCAGCUUCACCAAGUGAGAGGGAGAUCACUGUGCCAGAAAUGAAUCGCACCCUUUUCUUGUUGACUGCCUAUGCUAAGUAUGGACGGCCAUAUGCAUGGGUAAGAUCCAAUCAUGAACGUUUGGUAAACGUUGGAGGUGCUGACUCGCUUGCCAAAGAUACACCGAUGAAACUCAAAUCUAUUACAGACUCGGAUUUAGCUCCUCAAGGUACGCGGGUGUGGGAUGUGGUUCAUGAGUUGGUGGGUCUGUGCACCAUGCCCCCUCCAGAUAAUCCUUUCUCUCUGGAUAUUUGUUACCUCAAAACCCUUUCACUCCCAGAGCGUUUCUUGACCACUGGAGCCCUCCUUAACUUCUUGGAGAUAAUUGUAGUUCAGGGAAGUCGCAAGGAAUCAUUCUACGAUCUGGUUUUGGAGGAGAUAAAGUCCUUGAGGCAACUCCAUUUUCGCUGUUUUGCUGAACUCCUAAAACACCGUAAUGUUCAGAGGAGGAGCCUCUCAAGCCUGGACUCAGCAGAUAAGCAGCAGUCUUUGACAAACAGCUAUGGCCCUGGAGAUGACCAAACUCAAGAUUUAUACAAAACAACAGUAGCAGGUUCUCAGAGACAAGAACCUAAAUAAUAUUCAGAUGCACAGACACCAGAAGAACUGCAGUGUGUAACAAGGGACACUAAAAUCCUCGAAAUGUGUAAGAAGUAAUCACUAUCUCACCUAGAUUUAAAAACAAUUAGUAUUGUAAGGUUCCUUGGUGGUCUAGUGGUUAGAAUGUGGCGUUCUCACCGCUGCGGCCCGGGUUCGAUCCCCGGUCAGGGAACCGACCCCAGCCACUCUCAAUGCUGGUCCCAAGCCCGGAUAAAUAGGGAGGGUUGCGUUAGGAAGGGCAUCCAGCGUAAAAAUGUGCUAAAUCAAACAUGCUGCUUGGUUUAAUUAUGUAAUUAAUUAAAUUGUUUAUCUGAAGCUUUGUUUUGAAUCAAAUGUAUAUGAUAUAUUGCCAAUGCAAUUACAAUUUAUAGUGCCUGCUUGCCAAAGUGCAGAGUUUAAGAUGCUUAAUGAGGAUUUACAAUCAGCCUUUCAUUAUAUAUGAAACUGUUAAGUGAAAUUUUAUGAGAAAUACAUCAGUGAAGAGAG
Molecule: messenger RNA, 1651 nt
Organism: Silurus meridionalis
Lineage: Eukaryota; Metazoa; Chordata; Actinopteri; Siluriformes; Siluridae
Exons: 9
Coding region: 191-1144 (317 amino acids)
Source: RefSeq, a predicted model, not a curated record